CGUCUGUUGAUAUUGACGAAGUAACAAAAUUCCCAGAAAGGAAGAAAUUUUCCGGAGAACUUGAAAGAUUUGUCUUCCAUGGCAAAGAAGCUCUAAAUUGUAAAAUCUAGAGAGAGAGAGAGAGAGAGAGAGAGAGAGAGAGAGAGAGAGAGAGAGAUAUUCUGAAGGAUUGAAACAUGUCGAGAUCUCUGGUGAAACGCGUUGUUCCAUAUCUAUCUGCUCGUAUUAGAGAAAAUCAUCGGAUGCUUAAUUUUUCUUCCGCUUCUGCUCUCAAAGAAGCUUCUUCUCCUCCUUCUUCGUCCUCCCAAUCUGAAUCAUCUUCUCUCGAAGCUGUCCAUCUUAGCGAGAAUUGUAUCCGGAGAAUGAAAGAGUUACAAUCCGGUGAACCGGAGAAGAAAUUGCUUCGCUUGGGUGUAGAAACUGGAGGUUGUUCUGGUUUCCAGUAUGUAUUUGAGCUUGAUAAUAGAACCAAUCCUGAUGACAGGGUUUUCGAGAGGAAUGGUGUGAAAUUGGUUGUAGAUAAUGUGUCGUAUGACUUUGUGAAAGGUGCUACGGUUGAUUACGUAGAGGAAUUGAUCCGUUCUGCUUUCGUGGUAGCUGAAAACCCAGCCGCAGUGGGUGGAUGCAGUUGUAAAAGCUCCUUCAUGGUGAAACAGUGAAUCCGUUGAAUCAUUCUUCUUUUACAUGAGUAGCAACCAAAUUUGAUCUUUUGUUAUUACGUGUAUACUGUCACUAUGUAUCAAAAGGCAUAACUAGGGAAAGAUACAAAAACUCUGUAGGCUUUGAG
Messenger RNA from Eutrema salsugineum, 787 nucleotides. Its product is annotated as iron-sulfur assembly protein IscA-like 2, mitochondrial. The record is from RefSeq and is a predicted model, not a curated record. Gene Ontology annotation, molecular function: iron ion binding; 4 iron, 4 sulfur cluster binding; 2 iron, 2 sulfur cluster binding. Gene Ontology annotation, cellular component: mitochondrion. The transcript has 4 exons. Lineage: Eukaryota; Viridiplantae; Streptophyta; Magnoliopsida; Brassicales; Brassicaceae. The coding region runs from base 177 to 659 and encodes 160 amino acids. Gene Ontology annotation, biological process: iron-sulfur cluster assembly.